GUACCAGCGCGGCUUUUUCGCCGCAUGGCAUGCUGCCACCCGGGUUGUCGCAUGAUGGAAUUAACAACAUCGCGGAGGUUCAACACCAAACGGUUAAUAUGGUUCCGCAACAUCACGAACAACCCGCGGUGGUUGUGCCCCCUGCUCCCGAGAUUCCGCCCCUGGAAAGCGAAUUUUGCGCGCUCUGCGAGUCAUUCGAAGCGCAGCUGCAGGCUCUGGAAGGAGACGAGCUCCAUGCGAAGACCGUGUUUUGCCCAGCGAGCCAAUUCCCGGAGGAGUUAACCGUGGUUACGAUGCUGAAGAGACUGCGAGACCUUGACGUCAUCACCUUCUCGAUGCCACUCAUAAAGCGAUUGUUCAAUACCCCCCAUCCCGACGACGAGCUUGCUCUCAAACCCGGCACUAUGGAAGGUGCGCACACGAACACGCUCCGUAUUUUGCAGACAUUGAAGAAGGUGCUCAAAAAUGACGCAGUUGCGGCCGUCAAGGAGCUGCACACACUUCUCCGAGAAAACAAGCAGGUAUAUUUUGUCUUCUACAGCCAUGAAACCAAUAAUCGCGAGGACGCAUCAACACAGAGUCAGCAGGUCAGCGCAUGCGAAUUUUGAAAGACGUCCGUUUCUCUUUUUCUGCAUGAAAAAGUACGUAGUUCUACCAAAUAGAUCUAGGUCCUUUUCCUGCUGUACAAAACAAUUUACGAACGACAAGCCAAAAAUCCAAACUCCAUACAGCCUGAAGCCGCGAAGUGCAUUCGGCAAGACUUGGAGAUGUUUCGGAUGCGGUUCCUGAGCCGCGUGCAAAACCGCGAGUUCAGUCAAAUGCGGGAGUGGCUGAGACAAAUCCUCGAGCCUUUGCCUCUGCAGAAACUUGCGAAAGAAGUUGCCCGGCACGAACUGCAGGAACUGCUGAACAAUAACCCAGACGUGAAGACCGUGUGGGAUCUGAGCAUGGCGCUGCCAGACAACCCCAAAUCGAAGCAGUUCAUGCUAGGUGUAAGAAAGAAGGUGCUUGACACCACUCAGCGAGCCACAAUGAAGCUGUUUCACCAGCUGUGUGUCGGAAAGGACGGGGGUAAGCAGCGCGAAACCCUGCAAUUGCUGCGAGGCGACACCUCGUUCGCGUGUCCUUCGACGAGCUUGUCUGCUUCCGGCGUAAACUACCAGGUGUUUAAUAACCAGUCUGCCGGCACCAGCACGUCGAGCACUUCUCCCGCCGGCACUGGCGGCAUCACUCCCAUUGGAGGCGGACCAACGCCUAGCAGUGCACAAGACAUCGCCAAGCAGUUUCUGCUCGGCAGCAACGCCAUGUUCGCCUCUGUGGGCACGAAUCUGCAGCUUCCGGCAGGAACAGGAUCAUCAAACACGGCAACAAGCAGCAGCUCCACGACGAUGCCUUCCCAGCAGCAAGAUUCAAUGGACCGCUCGUACUCGGAGAAGGAGUGGGCGGACUGGCUUCGCACUGGGCUGUCCGGCGGUCAAACGAACACCGCACCGCCUCCGACGUCUCUCAACAUCGAUAACCUGUUUCCCCAGCAGGUGCCUCCACCCCAGCAGGCGCCCGUGAACAUGACGGACAGAAUGGUCGGAUUUGCAGUACCCGAGCAGCAAGUCGUGAUUGCAAGUUCCUCCUCCUCGUCAACCGGGGGAGCAGCAGCUGCGGCGCGCAGUCCGGCUGACCUUGCUGCCCUAGCGUUCCCGCCCGGGGUACUCUCGUCGGGCAGUGAGGGGGGGAGUAGGAAGAUGUUGAACAAGAUGAAGCCUCCUGCGGGCGCCGGCACGUCGAGCGUGGGGCAGCUCGCGUUCCCCAAUAUGGGGGCGAAAAAGACCAAGUCCAAGUCAGCAAAACAAGCCGCGGGGGCGGGCUCAACAUCUUCGUUGCAGACGGGACGCGGGAAAAAGGCCUUCGACGGAGGCGAGUUCGACGACAAUGUCGACGACACAGAGGAAUCGAGUAACGCGGACCAGGACUACGAUCCCCUCCAGGAGCAGCCGGAGGGCGACUUAGCCGAGGUCUUCAAAUUGAAGAAGGAAAAGGAAAAGCUGAAGAAAAAGCAGGAAGAUCUCGACAAGGAGCAGGACAAUGUGCUCAAGGACAUUCAGGAUGGUUUCAUCGACCGCGAGGAGGGGAAAAAGCGCACGAAGAAGAUCCAGCAAGAAGAGAACGAAGUCGAGGAAAUGUUGAAGAUAGUGGACCAAAAAAUACAGGAGGCAAAGGAUCGCGCCACCGGGACGGACGUCGCGGCGGCGGAGGACACAGAUCACAAGGACAAGAACACUCAAGCCUUGCCUGUAAAAGAACGUCGUCCAAAGAACGCAGCUGCAGCUAGUAGUAAUGCUACCGCAAGUGGAGGUGGACGACAAGGGGGAAGAACGCCAGCGGGUGGUGCGGAAAAUAAUACAACGGCGGGACCAAGUUCUUCAAAAGCAGACCCGAAGGAGGUUGAGCUUUUGCAAGGACUACUCGAAGUCAAGCAAAAGAGCAAUCUCAUUUCCUACUCUGCGCUGGAGCCGGUGACAGGAGGUCCCAUUUUUGACCCGGUGCAGACACGUGCAACAAACCAAGAGGAGACGAGAAGGUCCAGUGCGUCCAGUUCUAGCGGCAAUCUGUACGAUGCUUUCCGCAGUGCUGAGGAUGUCGAUGCAGGUGCACAACAUCGGGAAGAUAACAAUCUCGCACGCGCUAGAUAUGAGCUUGGACACCUGCCACAGUCACAAUAUGUUGUUUUUUUUCCAUCACACACAUCAGAGGCUGUAAGAAGCAGGGAAAAUACAUGCUUGCCGCAAAUGUUGUGAGGUGUAAUCGGUUAACAGGAGACCGAGAAGAUGGAACUCGUCGUCUCUACGUUUGUCGAUUCAUGAAGGAACAAAGAAAGAACUAAAACUAUAUAUGAAAACCAAAUUAAUUUCGAGACACAGGAAAAAUUACGCACCACUGGCAACGUUUUUCUGAUCCCUACAGGAUGCUGCAGCCUUCAUGAGUAGCGUCAUGUGCCAUGAUGAAUUUGCAUUCUGCUUCUAUGCGAUCGACAUAAGAAAUAAAUCGUUGUGAUCGAAAUCGGCUCUAAGGCGGUUGGCAAGUGUCUGCUCCUUGAUUUUCACCACGUGGUGAGUGCUGCAUUAUCCAGGUAUGGAGAAGCCAUCCAGGAAGAGCGAGAAUACGCUGAGGGGUACGCCGAGCAUGAGCAGCUGGAAGCGCCGCCGCUGACUAUGCCGGAGCCCCCUGGGCUCUUGAUGAAAAACGACGAGCCCGAGCGUAACACUCGAACAUCCACUGGCGUUCUCCCGGUGCCAAUUCCUGGUACUAACGGAAAUAGACAGCCAACGCCAAGCAACGCUGGCGGCGACGGAUCCACAACGCCUGGCGUCGGUGAGGAACGCAGCCUGAUUCGCAACGCGAGCUCCCUGACUAUUUCCGAGGACGGCCAGCUGUUUGACUCAAGAAACGCGCCGAGCUUCCCAGGGCCCAGCUACGAAGACGCUGUGAGAAGGGCGCUUCCCAAGCAGUACUCUGCCACCCUUCGGAAAGCGGCUGUGCGGCCUUCUGGUGGGGGAGUUGGACCGACGAUGCAGCUGGCACGGGAGAAAUUCACCGAGCUGGACUGGCAGGCGUGCUGGGAACUGGUGACGCAGCUCCAGAAGGAAGGCCAGAAUCCUGUCUCCCGGAGUCUCCACGCGGUGACCGCGCAGGUUAUGAAGCAAUCGAUUGAAACACCAGCGCGCCCGGACGUGUACGAUGCUGGCCGAGGCCAGGCCUACUACGCCUACUUGAGUCGGGUGGUGCAGAACUCUGCCCUGGGCCAAGACCCCAUCAAGGCCCACGUGAAGAAGCGCCACGAGGGAUACGCCCAGUUUUGCCGUGGGCCUUUUUCCGCGUUUUUCCAGGUCCUACCCGCGCCGCCUGGGCACGGGGACAACCAAGCCUUGCUCGUAUUGAAAACCCCGUUUCCAGGACGAGCGACGGCGGGUCCUCUGCGACCGCCGACGCCGAAGGCAAGUUCCGCGGGUCCGCGGUUUCCUCCUUCCCAGAUGAUUGCGCAACAGCGCGAACAGGAGAUGCGAGCUGCCCUUCUUGCAGAAAACGAACAUCACGGCACGGGAGCUGCUCAACAACGAACAACUAGGAUGCUCAUCGUACCUGGACACGUCGCACCCUCCCCGGCAGCAGCCGCGCAGCAGCAAGAAGACGUGGAGUUUCCGCCACGACAGCACCGGGCAAACCCAAGCAACCCCUUCACAAGUGAUCAAGAUCCCCCGCCACGGCAGCACACGUUCGGCGAUGUGGACGGGCAACCAGUUGUAGAGGAAAGGCCUGAACCGGAACACGAGGAGGAACUUGGAAUGCAGAAUGCCGUCGCUGGGUCGUCGCAGCAUGGCGCGCCCUCGGUUGCCGGAUCACCGCCGGCGCAACUUCAUUUGAACGCGCCCUUCGGUUGUGCCACCGCUAUGACUCCGUCGGGAAGUACUACUGCUAUGGAUCCGAGCCAGCAGUUGCUGUUGCAACAACAGCAGCAGCAGGCUGCGUUUGCUGGCUUUUCACAAAAUGCCGCCAGUAAUCCCUUUACGUUCGACCCGACGAGUCAAGUCGCAAAUGCCGCGGCCUCUUCCACGACCGACCCUCUUAUCCAGGCGGCGAUCCAACAGCAAAUGAUCCAGCAGGCCCAGGUGAACGCCUACAACUUGCAAGUGAUUCAGCAGUACCAAGCGCAGGCACAGAUACAGGCACAGAUUGCCUACAACGCGCAAAAGCAGGUGGAGCUGAUGCAGCAGUUGCGGGCACGGGACAGUGGCAGCGGUAGCGAAAGGGUUUCCCGCGAGGGUGACGAGGGCGUUCCACCCCCGCCGCCUCCACCGCCAGAAUAAACACUGUGCGGAUUUUCAAGCGUUCUUUCGGUCCGGGAACCAAUUCCUGCUGUUUCCUGAUGCACCUGAUUCCUCGAGUGUUCACGCUUGAGUUCUUCAAGGUAAGGUGGGUCUGCUUUUGCCGUCGAUCACAGAUUACGCACAUUCAAUUUGAAAGACAAACAGAAUUGACAUACGGUUUUAUAUCGAAAUCACUGCGCCAGUAAUUGGUGCGUGGACCCGCGACUCUCCCGACGCUAUUUCCUGUUUCAUGGUAGCUAUGUACUACCUUUUCCACCCCACUUUAUUCCACCUUCAUACUUCGCACGGCACAUCCCUGUCGAGUUUAACUAUCUAU
This is a messenger RNA of Amoebophrya sp. A120, 5196 nucleotides long. Lineage: Eukaryota; Dinophyceae; Syndiniales; Amoebophryaceae. The record is from the annotation of a GenBank genome assembly.